AUGAUUAGAAAAACAAGAAGUGAUAAAAAAGAUACAAUCUGUAAACAUAAGAAGGAUGUAACUUCUUCUAUUCAAGCGUCCAUUCAAAAGGUUAACCAAGAUAAUAAUCAAGAAAAGUGCAAGUUCAAACUCCUGUAUUCCAUACCCGAAAAGGGAUUGUCAAAGAGAAAAGUCACAAGCG
Funneliformis geosporum is the source of this 181-nucleotide messenger RNA. Lineage: Eukaryota; Fungi; Glomeromycota; Glomeromycetes; Glomerales; Glomeraceae. The record is from the annotation of a GenBank genome assembly.